Stegodyphus dumicola is the source of this 4491-nucleotide messenger RNA. Its product is annotated as intracellular coagulation inhibitor 1-like. The record is from RefSeq and is a predicted model, not a curated record. NCBI's taxonomy places the organism in Eukaryota, Metazoa, Arthropoda, Arachnida, Araneae, Eresidae. Gene Ontology annotation, molecular function: serine-type endopeptidase inhibitor activity.
AUAUAUUUAGGAAUGAUUUGAAGAUAAUAAAUUUUAAGUAAUAUUUGACUUAAUAAUAAUAAAAACUUGGGAAUAAUGUAGCUUGAAAUGUUAGUUCAAAAAUGAUAACAAAGUAAGUUAAAGAAAACAAGAAGUUUAUUUCUUAUUUUCAUUAUGUUACAAAAUAAAAUUUAAAUGAAUUUCAAACAAGAUGCAAAGAGACCAUACUUUUGUGAACAACUGAUUUCAUGCUGUUUUAAGAUUUUUUAAUGAAAUGUCAAAGGAAAUCCAACUCUACCAUUUGAAAAGAAUCUUGACACGUUUUCCUUCCCUUUUUUUUAAAAUUUUUUUAUUUUACGUUUACUUACCUCAUAUACUUCUUUCGAGAUGUCCAAAGCCUUGAUCUUUCUCAAUUCUCCUUUUUUAAAGCUAUUAUUAUUUAUUGAAAAUUCUUAUUGUUUUAUAAUUCUGAUUUUAAACAAGAUUUUUGAAAUGUUUAGUUAAUUUAAGAAAUUGUUCAUAAAAUUAUCUGUUUUGUACCCUUUGGUCUAUGCAUUAGAUUUAAGAGAACUACAAGAAAAUAUCUUGAUUUAAUAUUGACUAACCUCAUAAUUUAAUGUUUUUGCUCCUCAGGUAAGGAUUAAAGAGUUAAGUUUUGCUUCUUACUUUAAAAAGGAUCUCGAGAAGCUAAAAUCAAAAGUUCGAUAUAAAGUAUUUUCUUGUUCUUCAUCUUUAUAGUAAACUAAAAAGGUAUUGUAAUGCGUGAUUGUGCAGCAUGUUUAUACUUUUUUAGUUGAUCUGAAAACAAGGAUUGGGCAACAUUUUUCUUUUUGAUCAUUUAAUGAAAAUCUGCAUGAAAGGAAGUUUGAAAUGAAGGAGUGUUGAUAAUUUAAAAGAUUAUGAGAAGGAAAAUUCUUCUUAAAAUUUCAUUUAUAAUUUAAAUAAUUUCUUAUGACUAUAAAGGAAGUCAGCUGUAUUGCUUGAACUGCUUAUGAAAUUAAUGACAUUCUCAACAUUUAUCGAUUUAAUGUACUGCAGUUUAUUCUACUAGAAUUUAUGUAAACUAUUAACUUGUUAGUUUAAUAGAUAAAAAUGCAAUGAAAUAAACUGCGACUUAAAAUUUCACGCCAUAAUUUUUAAUCAAUUAUUAAAUACACAGUAUGUCUACAACGUUUUGGGACUGAAAUCAUAAAAUAAUUAAAGGUUGAUAAAAACGUGUGAACUAUUUCUAAGCUUUCUGCUUGUAUUUUCUUAAUGUCAUUCACCUCCUGGCACCUUCAUAAAGCUGCUAGCUGCUUUUGUUGAAAUCAGCUAUUUAAUAUUAUAAUUAAUAUAAUGCAUUCUUCUAAAUUUUUGAAGUGUUUUCAAACAGUGGCUCCUUAAGGUCAGAUUUCACUUUGGGAACCAAAAAAUAAUCCAUACGUAACAAACCAGGUUAGUAAGGGCAAGUAGGCGGUGGCAAACAUUUUCAAUGUUAUUCGGUAUAAGGGCAACCAAGCUUAGGUUAUCAUCAACAUCUUCAAAUAGCUCAACAUUAAAAAUCAAAAACUGUAGAUUGCCUUAUUGUUUGAUCUCCGUAAAUUGUAUAUCCACGUUUUGGUGUUCCUUUUUACUUUUAUACUAAACUUUAUCUCUAAUUGUUGUUCAUUUUAUAAUUUUGAGAAAAUAAGUAUCGGAUGCAUAAAAAAACAAACAAAUAACGCCAUAUAAACUUCUCGUCUAAAAGAAUCCAUAUUUUACAGUAAGAAAAGUAAUUAUUGAUGCUAGUCGUUUCUGAGAGUGUUAUAUUACAGGUGCAAUAAUUCAGUCAUCAAACUUUGCACAGGCAUUAUGUAAACGAUAAAACUUUUGCAUAAUGUCUUCUUUUUACAUUGCUUUCACUGAUUAAUGUUUUCUUGAACAAACAGCGUUUAACAUACAAAACCUUUAAAUAUAUAAGGGAAACAUAUGUUAAAGAAACUUCUUAAAGUUUAAAAUAAGUCUACUGAUAUGUCAGAUAAAGUUCAGACCAUGAAGCUGUUUAUUUCAGUCUUUUAUGAAUAUAAUCACAGAAAAUUUACUUAAUUUUUUUAUUCAUUUUAGGUUCAACAGCAUGAAGAUCUACUUUGUGAUAACGUUACUCGGCAUUACCGUAACGUAUGCGACUCAAAGCGUAAAACGAUUUCGUUCAGUACCUUCAGAGACUGAAGAAUUAGUAAGGGCCAGUAAUGGAUUUGGAUUUGAAAUACUGAAGCUUUUAUCCCAAUCUAAAAAUGUCUUUAUAUCUCCCAUUAGCGUGUCAAUGCUGAUGGGUUUAGUAUAUUCAGGAACACGAAACGUAACUGCUAGUGAAAUACAAAGUACUAUGCAUUAUCCACCAAAUGUACAUGCUGCAUUUAAAAGCAUAUUAGGUGUCAUUAAACCUCCAGAAGGAAAAAUGAAUUCUGCUCAAGGUUACCAGUUAGAAAUGGCAAAUGCUAUGCUGGUGGAUAAGUUUUUCAACAUUUUGCCACGAUACAAAGAAGAAAGUAGGCUGUUUUACGAUGCAGCGGUAGAAAGUGUUAGUUUUUCUUUGCACCCCGAAGCUGCAGUUGAUUCUGUAAAUGGCUGGGUAGCAUGGAGAACGAAAAACAAGAUAGUGAAAGUACUUGAAGAGCCAUUAGAGCCGUUAACCAAAUUAUUUUUGAUGAAUGCCGUUUACUUUAAAGGAACGUGGAAAACGAAAUUUGAUCAACGAUUAACAAUGCCAGAUACAUUUUACAACGAUGGUCGAGUGCCAAAAACUGUGCCAAUGAUGCGACAGAAACGAAAAUUUCGAUACGGAUUUGAGGGACGCAUUCAAGGACACGUACUCGAAUUACCAUACUCUGGAGAUGAUAUUAAAAUGCUUAUUCUACUUCCAGAAAAACGCGACGGUUUGCGUGAAAUGGAAUCAAAAUUAUCGAAUAAUAUGUUAGAAGAUAUAUCUACAGGACUUCGAGAAGUUUCUGUUCAAGUAACUUUGCCAAGAUUUAGUCUGACAGACGAAUACGAUCUGAUACCAAUACUUAAAAUGCUUGGAAUUAAUUCCUUGUUUGAUGCUGAUACCGCAGAUUUAUCUGGAAUAAGUCAAAAGCAAGGACUUUACGUUACUAAAGUAGUGCACAAAUGUGCAGUUGAAGUCAACGAAGAAGGAAGCGAAGCAGCAGCUGUUACAGGUGUCUCAGCAGGCGUUCGAACGGGAGGGCCAUUGGUCCCUCUCUUCACUGCUGAUCAUCCAUUCAUCUUUUUCGUGAAAGAUCUUCGGUUUAAUUUGACUCUUUUCCUUGGAAGGGUAGCAGUUUUAUAGAAGAAAAAUAAUAUAGGGCUUAUUCAGAGUCUUUUUAAUUUCGCAUUUAUUGAUAAUUGGCAUGCAAUUUCUGUUAUUCUGGAAUUUAGAAAUUAUUGUUUUUAUUCAUAUAAAGUAUAAGUUGUCUGGAUAUAAUCAAAUUUAGUAGAACUACCAAAAUUAUAGACUUGCCAAAAUUUGAGACUUAUGCUAUGCAUGAGCUUCUAAAUUUAGAGAACUGAGUUUAAGAUAAGUGCCAAAAGUGUAAAAUACAUUUAGGAGUUUUCUUAGAAGUGCUGCAGGACAGCACAUGAAGAAUGCAAGGUUUAGUUCUUUUUUUUCGACAAAAAAUCCAGCUUUUUGCAAUAAAAUGAUUUUAUAGCUUAUUUUAAAUUAGUGUUGUAAUUUUUUUUAUUGAAAUAAUCUGACUUCUGUUUAAACACCGACAGGAAAAUUUAAUUUAAAUUUUGUGUUCUUAUUUCUGUGAAAAAAUGGGAGAAAAUUGACCUUUAUUUGUUUAGGGAAAAGACUCGACUGAAAUAAAAAAUUUUAAAUUUAUUACUUACUUUAUUUUCAUCUGACAAUCAACUAACAUCUCACAAAUUCCACUUUUCCAAACUGAAUCUCCCAAACUUCUAAUUUAUAGUUAUUGUUUGAAGUUUCCUACGUAAAGCAUAAGUAUAAAAUAAAUUGUUUAUACAUUAACCACACCAGAAGCUCCUUUUACAGCUCAGUAUCUGACCUUCUUUUCUUUCUUUCUUUCUUUUUUUUUUUUUUCUUUUUUUUUCUAAACUAACAAUAUUACCGGGUAUAACUUUGAAAAGUACUAGAAGAAAUGAGCCUUAAGUCCUUCCACAUUGGAGGAUAAAAUGUUCUUCAAAGAAUACUCACUCAGUAAGAAAGACCAUUUGAUUUACUUACUAAAUUAGCAGAUUUCUUUUCAAUUAAGAAUAUUAAAACUAUACCUAUGCUUGAAAUCAUAAUUUAAAAAGUUCUUUUAUUUUCUUAUAACUUUGGUAUAUAUUUAAAUAAUAUAAAUGUAGGAUUUCAUAUAAUAACUAAAGUAGUUAACUAAAGUUAAGAAAAUAACUAAAGUAGUUACUUGGACUGAAUGCGUUUCCAUAAAUGCAUAUAUUAUCACAGCUUUUUCGAGGACAAAGUAUAGCUUUAUAAUAAAUAAAAUUAAAUGUGUUAUUUGAAAUAAAACAUUGCAGAUAAUAUUUAAA